This is a messenger RNA of Penicillium angulare, 1572 nucleotides long. Its product is annotated as translation initiation factor eIF-2B subunit family protein. NCBI's taxonomy places the organism in Eukaryota, Fungi, Ascomycota, Eurotiomycetes, Eurotiales, Aspergillaceae. The coding region runs from base 1 to 1572 and encodes 523 amino acids. Gene Ontology annotation, molecular function: S-methyl-5-thioribose-1-phosphate isomerase activity; hydrolase activity. The transcript has 2 exons. The record is from RefSeq and is a predicted model, not a curated record.
AUGUCGGUCCAAAAUAUAGAGAAUAAGGAUGAACUGCAGCAGAGACACGUUGUAUCUUGUUUCAUAUUUUCCGCUGCAAAGGCUACCCCGCAAGUUGCCUUGUUUCGACGCAGUGAAAAAGUGAGAACUUAUCAACAUCAACUGGCUGCCAUCGCAGGGGGUAUAGAGGUAUAUGAGUCCCCAAUCAAGACUGCAUGGCGGGAGCUCGAAGAGGAGACAACUCUGACGCAUCAAAAUCUGGAGCUCUGGCGCUGUGGAAAAGCAUAUUCUUUCAGUGAUCCUUCCGUGGGACGACGAUGGACUAUCUACCCUUUUGCAUUUCGAUUGAAAGCUCGCCAAGAAGGAGCGGAGGAGCAAGCGAUUCGUCUCAACUGGGAACAUGAAGGUUGGGACUGGUAUAACCCAAUAGAGGUAUUGGACAAGCAAUUUGAUGGAGUUCCUCAUGUAGCAGACAGCCUUCGACACGUGUUAUUCGAAUUGGAGUUCAAUGAACAAGCCAGUCAAGCGUUACAGUCCUGUUUAAAGGAAUUGAAAUCAGAUCACCAAAGCGGCUCACAUGAACUCACUUCUAUCGCUCUUAAAGGCUUUCGAGAUGUACUAGGAAACUUGAAAGACGAUUCCAAAUGGUGGGAAACUGCCCGUACAGCGGCAUGGCAUAUAUGGAAAAAUGGACGAGAGAGUAUGAGCGCAGCCACGUUUAACGCUCUGAUUGCAGUCCUUGAUGAUAUGGAUAGGUUGACAGGUCAGGAUGAAGAUAGGAAGAUAUGGUGGGAAUCAGCUCUCUCUAUUGUUGACCGUCACCUGGAAAGGCGUCGAGCCAUGCCAAUUCUCAUCAAAGACUCCUUCAUGUUCUACCUACGCGAUCUUUUGUCUUCGACUGGGACACAACCACGAGAAAGUCUCAAAAUUCUCACGCUAUCUGCAAGCUCAACCAUCAAAGAUAGCAUAUUAGAUGCCUUCGCAGCAACAAGGAUACCUCAGUUGGACCUGCGUAUCCUUGAGUCUCGUCCGCUCUACGAGGGCGCUACAAUGGCUUCAUCUCUACUCACGGAAUUCCAAGCAAAAUUCCAAUUAUCGUCUGAUCGGUCCUUCAAAUUGAAUGUCUACACAGAUGCCUCUGCAGCUUUCGCUUCAACUGGUGUCGAUCUUGUACUUCUUGGAGCGGACCAGAUUUCCAGCUCUGGGUGGGUUAGGAACAAGAUGGGGUCACUGCCUGCGGUACUAAGCGCCAAAUAUGUUAGCCCACAGACCAAGAUCUUGAUUCUCAGCGGAAUAGAGAAGGUAGCGCAACCUGACACGGCCAGCGGAGAGGAAACCGAGGAGAAUAGCCCCAGUGAACUGAUGGGCAGCUGGCUUUCUACCAAUGCGAAAGGGGUGAAUCUUCUCCAUGAUGCCAGACAGACAUUUUCAGCAAGCGAUAAUUGUACCGCUUAUGUGCGCAAUGUUUACUUUGAAUGGGUUCCUGCCGACCUCAUAGAUGCGUAUAUAUGCGAAGAAGGCACUCUUGACGUUGCAGCUAUUCAUGCCAAGGCGAAGCAAAUACAACAGCAGGCAGAGCAGUAUUUUGGAUGA